AAGUGUCAAAAGUGCAUCGUAUAAAUUUAAACCAUGUUACACCUCUAAAUACGAGUAAACACUACUCUAUAACCUUAUCUCUUUGUAAUUUUGUUUUUUAAAUUUAAUUAUGACUCAACAGGAGAUAUCUUGCGGCUUAGAGUAUUCCCUUACUCCAGAUAUACAAGAAUGCGUAACGGAAGCACUGCACGCAAAUUAUUCUUUUAUUGUUACGCCAAUUAUUCACCCCCGUUUUCGCCGGUCAUUCCAAGGAAAUAGGACUGCAGCAGGGGGUUUUACUAGAUCGGAUAUGAUACUAUCACCUCAAGAUUGGACAAACAGAAUCGUUGCAAGAGUAUCACCAUAUCUCAAUGUCGAUUCGCAAUCGGCCCUUGUUCAGCAACGUCAUGAAGACUGUUUAAAUGAAGAACUAUUGUACUGUCGAGGUUUAGGUGUCCCUGCUAUUAUGAUUUCCCUCAAUUCUAAAAAUAAUGUAAACUUAGCAAGGAUUCUACAAACCUAUCAAGAGACAAGUCAUCAUCCUACACUGAUUUGGGCUUGCGUACCCAUGCUAUGCACAAGAACUUUAAGAAACAGUGAUGAAUAUGAAGAUUAUGACCAAGACAAACCUUACAAUAAAACAUGGUAUUGUUGGUCAAAGUUUCAUGAGAACAUGAACUGGGAUAAACGUGUAGGUGUUGUGUUGGAGGUGUCAGCUGACUUACCAUCUCAAGAUGUAGUUAAGAGAUGGCUUGGAGAGCCAGUAAAAGCUCUAGUUUUACCAACACACAUAUUUCAAAAUAACAAAAAGGGAUAUCCAGUUCUGUCGAGAGCUCACCAACAAUUUGUUAUAAGUAUGGUUGAAAGAGAUGCCCAAGUUAUUGUGAAAGGUGCUAAAAGAUCUCAUAUAGAACACUACUUGCAAUAUAUGUAUAGGCUUUGGCAAAGGCGGUCCAAUGUAGCUGAUGAUCCUAUGUUAUGUUAUGCAAGGGGAUGGGAAGAUUAUCUUCAAACACCUUUACAACCCUUAGCAGAUAAUUUGGACACUCACACAUAUAAUGUUUUUGAAAAAGAUCCAAUAAAAUAUGAUCAGUAUCAGAAGGCGAUAGUACAAGCUCUAACAGAUAUCCAAAAAAGGAAAGAAUCUACACAAAGUAAAAUUGAAAGUAAGGAUGUAUGUGAAAGUGGUCAAGGUGAUGCUCCAGACAUUGAUGGGGAAACAAUAAAAGAUACACCCAUAACUGUUAUGGUAUUAGGUGCAGGUCGUGGUCCGCUUGUGAGAGCAACAUUAAAUGCUGCUGACAUUACUAAUACAAGAGUAAAGGUUAUAGCUGUGGAAAAAAACCCUUGUGCAGUUGUUGUUUUAGCAGCGCAAGUGCGGGAGAUAUGGCACAACCGUGACGUAACAGUCAUACCUGGUGACAUGAGAUAUUUGAAUUUAUCACCAAAAGCUGAUAUAAUUGUUUCAGAACUUUUAGGUUCCUGGGCUGACAAUGAACUAUCUCCCGAGUGCUUGGAUGGUGCAGCUAGUCUAUUGAAACCAGAUGGAAUCUCAAUACCAUGUGAAUACACUUCCUAUGUUGCACCAAUUUCAUCAGCACGUUUAUGGGCUGCAGCAAAAAUAGCAUGCUCUGGAGAUCCACAAAAAAUUGAUAAGAAUUUAGAAACAUUGUGGGUAGUAUACAUGCAAAAUAAAAAUGAUAUUGGUGACACAAAGAAAGUAUUCACAUUCACUCAUCCAGCAGAAGGCAUUAAAGAUAAUGAAGACCAAAUGUUAGUAGACUAUAGGGGACUGCCAUUAACAGAUAAUAGACGACAAAUAACUCUCACAUGGCAGGCUACACAAGAUAAUGUAAUGCAUGGAUUUGGUGGAUACUUUGAUUGUUUACUCUAUGGAAAUGAAAUGAUCAGUAUUGUGCCCUCUACUCAUAGCCCUGGAAUGAUUUCAUGGUUUCCAGUCUUUAUACCAAUACGGACACCUUUGAGAGUUCAAAAGGGAGAAAAAAUUAAGGCAACCUUUUGGAGGUGUGUUGACUCAAGGAGAGUUUGGUAUGAAUGGGUUGUUGAAGUUAAUGGUUGUGUUACACCAUUACAUAAUCCCAAUGGCCGCAGUUCAGAGAUGUUAUUAUGAUGCAAUUAUUUAGAAAAUAAGAAAUACUGAGCUUUAAA
Zerene cesonia (dogface butterfly) is the source of this 2148-nucleotide messenger RNA. Its product is annotated as protein arginine N-methyltransferase 5-like. Gene Ontology annotation, cellular component: nucleus; cytosol. Gene Ontology annotation, biological process: peptidyl-arginine N-methylation; regulation of DNA-templated transcription. NCBI's taxonomy places the organism in Eukaryota, Metazoa, Arthropoda, Insecta, Lepidoptera, Pieridae. Bases 110 to 2110 code for a protein of 666 amino acids. The transcript has 9 exons. The record is from RefSeq and is a predicted model, not a curated record.